Messenger RNA from Phragmites australis (common reed), 1940 nucleotides. Its product is annotated as 1-deoxy-D-xylulose 5-phosphate reductoisomerase, chloroplastic. Gene Ontology annotation, biological process: isoprenoid biosynthetic process. The transcript is spliced from 12 exons. The coding region runs from base 82 to 1500 and encodes 472 amino acids. Lineage: Eukaryota; Viridiplantae; Streptophyta; Magnoliopsida; Poales; Poaceae. The record is from RefSeq and is a predicted model, not a curated record. Gene Ontology annotation, molecular function: protein binding; NADPH binding; 1-deoxy-D-xylulose-5-phosphate reductoisomerase activity.
CCUCCCUCCCCUUCCCCCCCCCCCCCCACCCCCUCCUUUCUCACUCCGCGGCCAUUACAUCGGUUUCUCCAAGGAUCAAAGAUGGCAGCACUCAAGGCGUCGUUCCCGGGGGAGCUGGGUGCCGUCUCCUUCCUGGACUCCAACAGGGGACCUUUCGGCCAGCUCAAAGUGGAUUUUACAUUUCAAAGGAAGGGCAAAAGAGCGAUUUCACUUAGAAGGACAUGCUGUUCUAUGCAACAGGCUAUACCUCCAGCUUGGCCUGGGCGAGCUGUCGCUGAGCCUGGCCGGAGGUCAUGGGAUGGCCCAAAGCCUAUCUCGAUUGUUGGGUCAACUGGUUCCAUAGGAACACAGACAUUGGACAUAGUUGCGGAAAAUCCUGAUAAGUUCCGAGUUGUUGCUCUUGCUGCUGGUUCCAAUGUAACUCUUCUAGCUGAUCAGGUGAAAACAUUCAAACCGAAGUUGGUUGCUGUAAGAAAUGAGUCAUUAGUUGAUGAGCUAAAGGAAGCCUUAGCUGAUUGUGAAGAGAAGCCAGAAAUCAUUCCUGGGGAGCAAGGUGUCAUAGAGGUCGCUCGCCACCCAGAUGCUGUUACAGUUGUCACCGGGAUAGUAGGGUGCGCAGGGCUGAAGCCUACAGUUGCUGCAAUCGAAGCUGGGAAAGACAUAGCAUUGGCAAACAAAGAGACACUUAUUGCAGGUGGUCCUUUCGUGCUUCCCCUUGCACACAAACAUAAAGUGAAAAUACUUCCUGCUGAUUCUGAACAUUCUGCAAUAUUUCAGUGUAUACAAGGCUUGCCUGAAGGAGCACUUCGGCGCAUUAUUCUGACUGCAUCAGGUGGUGCUUUCAGGGACUGGCCAGUUGACAGGCUGAAAGAAGUAAAAGUUGCUGAUGCUUUAAAGCACCCAAACUGGAAUAUGGGGAAGAAGAUCACAGUAGAUUCUGCUACUUUAUUCAAUAAGGGUUUAGAAGUUAUUGAAGCACAUUAUUUAUUUGGUGCUGAAUACGAUGACAUUGAGAUAGUGAUUCACCCACAGUCUAUCAUACACUCUAUGGUUGAAACCCAGGAUUCAUCUGUCUUGGCUCAAUUGGGAUGGCCUGAUAUGCGGAUACCAAUCUUAUACACCUUAUCUUGGCCAGACAGAAUCUAUUGCUCCGAGGUCACCUGGCCCCGACUAGAUCUUUGCAAGUUGGGUUCACUGACGUUCAAAGCUCCUGAUAAUGUGAAAUACCCAUCGAUGGAUCUCGCCUACGCAGCUGGGCGAGCUGGGGGCACUAUGACAGGAGUUCUGAGCGCUGCUAAUGAGAAGGCUGUGGAGUUGUUCAUCGAUGAAAAGAUUAGCUACCUGGACAUCUUCAAGGUGGUGGAGCUUACAUGUGACACGCAUCGGAACGAGCUGGUAUCGAGCCCAUCGCUUGAGGAGAUCAUUCAUUACGAUCUGUGGGCGAGGGAGUACGCAGCCAGCCUACAACCAUCAGUUGGCCGGAGCCCUGUCCCUGCAUAAGUAGAUAGACAUAUAUGCGUGCAUAUGCCUCGAGCUUGCCUGCCAUGACCAUGGUGUACCAAUGGGCGCUCUAGGAAAUCACGUAUGGGCGACGUGUACACUAGUCCGAUUUCCAUGGUCAUCUGGUCAUUCUGGAGCUGGAUGAAGAAUUAGGGGCCAUCUAGGCUGCAUUCCUGAAUGUGAAUCAUGUCUUCACAUGAAUAAGUUGCAUAUGUUCCAUAUAAAUGUUGAUGGUUACGUGUGAAAAGUUCAGGCAGAAAGAUUUAGAUGCAUCCCUUCCAGUGUCGUGUUGAACUGAACAUCGUUAUGAAGUAUGGGGCGUGUUUGGUUGUCUGCAUUUGGGCUUUGUACGUGUGUAUAUUUUCAUAGAGAAGUUUGUUUAGUUGUUUGCAUGUACUAUUUCUUCAUGUAUCUAUAUAUGCAAUUAUACGGUUGGAGUC